AUGCAAAAUCAGCCAAAUGUUUGGUACAGAAAUGGCAAAAUAAUGCAGUCAAGUGACUCGCCUUGUAGAACUUCUAACCUAGCCGAUUUUUUCGGAUAUCUACCAUCUCGAGAUGGCUUUAACAACUGGCAUGGCUCAUGGAAAAAUUCCUUUCCAAUACAUCAUCAAAACCCACCAUCUUUAAGAUACGAACAAAUUCCUUAUCCUAAUUUUACCUAUCCACAAAAGCAUUUUGUAACAAAUAGUGUCUCUUUACGCUGUGGUGAUCUGGCAAUACCACCGUGGUAUCUUUCAGAAUUAAAAGAGAGAAACAUAAAGAUGCUUAAGGAACGACGAAUGAGGAAGAAACUUGAAGGAAACAAAUCAACGCCUUGCCAAGCUUGGAAGGAUACAGGUCGAUGCAAUUUUGGUCCACACUGCAAAUUUGCACAUGAUGAGAUCGAGCUGAAAGAACCAGAACACCAACCAAUGAAAAUUUAUGUUCACCCGCGUUAUCGAACCACGGAAUGCAAGAACUAUCAAUAUCUUAAAGACUGCCCAUAUGGAGAAUCUUGCUGCUAUAUCCACGGAACAACAAAGCCUCCUAUCGAUCUUGAAAAGCAAAUAGAAAAACUUUUGCUAACACCAAUUAAUACUUCUCCAGUUAGAGAAAAAGAGUUAAGAAACGAUGGCACAAGGUCACUGACUGGAAACACGACAACGAACAUUUCGUCACCAGCCGAAAUAAAUUUUGCAAAUCGAAAGAGAUAUUACAAUUCACAUACAGCUGAAUUAAAUCAGGCUUGCAUCUACUACAGUAAUCAAAGAUCUAAUUAUCCAAGAUAUAUUCUACCGGCCGAAUAUGGGAAUACAGAAUUAUUUUCCGGUUCCACAGGCAUAAAUUAUCAUAGAAGGAUGAAUUUGCCGGCUUUUGAGACAGAUGCCGUGAGAAAUGAGAAAUCCCUUGCACCAUGUCUACCAGGUAUUUCAUUAACCCCAUUGCGUCAGUCCGCUUAUCCAAAUCUACUCGAAUUUCCGCGGUUCAAGUCAUCAUCUACUGUUGAGUUUUUCCAUCGAAAUCCAAAUACUGCAUCUAUCAGCUUUCAGCCAAAUAGCAUUUGCCAAUCAGCCAAUCAACAUGUAUUUGAAAUCGAAAAUGCAGCGAAAUUACAGAUGCAAAAUAUUUAUCACACCGAUAAAACACAACUGCAACAAAAUUUUAGGGUAAAUCGUGUUGUUGAAGAAAAUAGAAAAUUUGGAAACACUGAAAAGUAUGAUCCAUUAAAAACGAACGCUGCAGCACAGGAAGAAAUUGCUUUACAAAAUAAUCGUAUUUUACAAGCACUUUUUGGCACAUCGGAUAUCGCUUAUAAUUAUCGAUAA
Dracunculus medinensis (Guinea worm) is the source of this 1362-nucleotide messenger RNA. NCBI's taxonomy places the organism in Eukaryota, Metazoa, Nematoda, Chromadorea, Rhabditida, Dracunculidae. The record is from the annotation of a GenBank genome assembly.